AUGGUGCCGCCGGGGAAGCGUGGCCCCUCGCCCGGCGAGGCCGGGGACCUGGCGGCGCUGGCCGAGCUGGACGAGGCGGCGCUGCUGGCCGGGCUGCGGGAGCGCUUCCUGCAGCAGCGCAUCUACACCGACAUCGGAGACAUCCUGGUCGCCAUGAACCCCUUCCAGCCGCUGCCGCUCUACGGGAGAGAGGUCUCCGAGCGGUACCGGCGCCUGGAGACCGACGCGCUGCCGCCCCACAUCUUCGCCGUGGCCAGCCGCGCCUACCACGCCAUGCUGGGCCGCGGGGGCGGCGGACCCCGCAACCAGUGCAUCCUCAUCAGUGGAGAGAGUGGUGCUGGGAAAACAGAGAGUACAAAGUUGUUGUUGCAGCACAUAAUGAACCUAUGCAAAGGCUACUCACAGCUGGAGCAGCAGAUACUUCAGGUGAAUCCUUUGCUUGAAGCUUUUGGCAAUGCCCAGACAGUGAUGAAUGACAACAGCAGCCGCUUUGGAAAAUACAUACAGCUGCGUUUCCAGAGAAAUACAGUGCAAGGUGCCAAGCUGAGUGAGUACCUGUUAGAGAAGUCACGGGUGGUACGACAAGAUACCGGGGAGAGGAAUUUCCACAUCUUCUACUACAUGUUUGCUGGACUGUCUGCAGAGCAGAAGGAGAUGUAUGGGUUAUUGGAUCCUUCACUCUACAGGUACAUAAGUGGACGAUUUGGUACACAGGAAGUAGCUGAACACUGGAAGCACAAAUACCAAGAGGUUUGCAAUGCUCUUGACAUGGUGGGCUUCCAAGAACAGGAGCAAGUGGACAUGCAGGCUAUCUUGGCUGGUGUGUUGUCUCUGGGCAAUGUGACCUUUGAGCCUGAGGAGAGCAAUGGGUCUGUGAAGGUCAGUGAGGCCUCCAAGGGAUGGCUGAAGGCUGCAGCGGGUCAGUUUGGAGUCCAGGAAGAUGAGCUAUUAAAAUGCCUGAUUUGUACAACGUCAGUGACCCGAGGCGAGCAGAUCCAACGCUUUCACACCCAGCAGCAGGCAGAAGAUGCUCGGGACUCCAUUGCAAAGGUGGCCUAUGGCCGAGUGUUUGGCUGGAUUGUUUGCAAGAUCAAUGAGCUGCUGGCUGAGAACGUGGAUCCUGAUGUGGAACUGAGGGAGAUAGGCAUCUUGGAUAUUUUUGGGUUUGAAAACUUUGCAGUGAAUCGUUUUGAGCAGCUUUGCAUAAACUUGGCCAAUGAGCAGCUGCAGCAUUUCUUCAACCAUCACAUUUUCCAGCUGGAGCAGGCUGCCUAUAAGGAAGAAGGGCUGCCUUGGGAAACUAUCACAUUCAAAAAUAAUGAACCUAUUUUGAGUCUGCUCCUGGCCAAGCCACUUGGGCUGCUGUCUCUUCUGGAUGAGCAGAGUGCAUUCCCUCAGGCAACUGAUAAGACAUUUGUGGAUAAACUAAACAGCAGCUUUAAGGGGCAUUUACACUUCCAGCCAGCCCGAGGCCGUGUUUUGGGCUUCAGCAUCAUUCACUAUGCUGGGAAAGUACAAUAUACUGCCCAGGGCUUUCUGGAGAAGAACAGAGACACCGUGCCAGCCAGCGUCCGUGGGCUCUUCAUCAACAGUGUCACCCCCUUGCUCAGUGUGCUGUUCACAGGCAAGUCCUCUGCACAUGCAUGCAUUGCAAAGGUACAAAAUCAGCUAAUUGUCUUUGUUCUUCCAGCCACUGUCUCCAGGACAGGGACCCUGAUGCCUCAUGUGAAAGCCAAGGUUGUGCCAGGUGCAGAUGACAAGUUCAACAGCACACGGAAGCAGUCUGCUGGAGCUCAGUUCCGGCAUUCCCUGAUGGUGCUCAUGGAGAGGAUGUAUUCUGCCAACCCACACUUUGUGCGCUGCAUAAAGCCCAACAGCCAGAAGGAGCCAGGUGUGCUGGACAACCAGGUGGUGCUGCUGCAGCUGCGGUACAAUGGGCUGCUGGAGACAAUCCGUAUCCGAAGAGAUGGUUUCUCCUGGAGACCCUCCUUUGAGGAAUUUGCUGAAAGAUAUGGAAUUCUUCUAGUUAAACCUGGUGUCCCCCUCACAAAAGAAAGCUGCUUGGAGAUACUGCAAAGUACGGAGCUGAAAGGCUGGAUUUGUGGAAAGUCUCGACUUUUCUUUAAAUAUUGGCAUCAGGAAGAGCUGGCAAAGUAUGUGGAGCGACUGGAAAGAGCAGCAGUUAUCAUACAGAAAGUUUUUAGGGGAUUCAGAUGCAAGAAGAGUUUCCUAAAGCUGUUGGCUGAGCUGAGAGCUCAAGCACAGCAGCUACAGGAGGAGGCAGAGAGAGAAAGAAUCCGGCAGCUGGCACUGGCAGCAGAGGCCCAGGAAAGAAACUCCCUUCCAGUCCCCAUGCCACGAAAGAGGCGCCCUCAGUCUAGUCCUCAUCCUUCUGAUCAGUCACAGCAGCCACCAGUGCCACGGCCACGCAGCAAACUGACAGAGUCCACUCCUUUUGAUAACUUCUUGAACCCUUCUGUGCCUCCUCCUGUUCUGGGAACUGAGGAACAGACUGGGGAAGAAGCAAAAAUGAGGAAACUCAAGAGAGGAGCAACUCUCCGCUGGUUCACAGAGACACAGGCCCAGAAGGUCAUGCAGGAUGAUGGGGCCUUUCCAAGCUGGCUGCAGGGGAUGAUCAGUCGGAGGGAAGCUGAAAACUUGCUGAUUGACAAGCCCUUGGGUUGCUUCCUUGUUCGGAUCAGCCAGAGCCGGCCAGGCUACAUCCUGACAUACCGGGGCGAAGGGCGCUGCAGACACUACAUGAUCCAGGAGCAGCCCAACGCUCGCUAUGUCAUCCUGGGCGAGGACCGGGCGCACGCCUCGCUGACCGAGCUGGUGCGCUACCACCAGGGCGUGGGCAUCCAGCCCUUCAUGGAGACACUGACUGUCCCCUGUGGGCAGAAAAGCAGUGAGAGCUUGAGUUACAAAAAUCUGGAGAACCUCACCCUGAGUUCACCAGCAGACAAGGGGGAGACCCCUCCAGAGAAGCAGUCCUGCCCCUCCAUGCCUUCCAGUGGCACACCUGCUCUGCAGUGGUUCAGGAGGACCAAGAAUUGCCAAAACCAGCAGACCCCAGAGAAGAGUGGAACAAAGCCUAGCUCUGGAGAGAGCAGCCAACGAGCCUUCCCUCGCCUCCGCUCUUCCAUACGCCUGGCAAUGCAGGAAAUCCAGCAGUUCACUUCCAAUCCCAUGAAGAUGUCUAGAGAGAGGAGCUCACUGCACUGAGAAUGCACAGCCUGGGUGACACGGUCCAAGUGGCUCAGAUCUGUCCUCUUCCAGUGCUGUUGGGCCUUGCCUAACAGUGAACACAUCCAGAGAUACAGCCGCCUUUUUCCUUUUUUAAUUUUUUUUUUACUUUUCUUUGCUGCACCUAGCUGUCCCUGUGCUUUCAGACAGGGUUGAUGCAGAAGGUCCCUUUCCUCAGCACUGAGGCAGAUUGUGACUGCAGCAUCCAGACCAGUCUGAUCCUGGCAGAGGGGAGAGGAUGGGGACAGUCACACUCUGCACAGACCCACAGUGCCUGACAGGCUGUGUGUCAGUACCUCAGCGUUCCUGGACACUCCCCGCCUAGCACUGUGAAUAGUCACAAACUGGGUAUCUCCCAACGACCUCUUCUGCCACAAAUAUCUGAUUACCUACCUCUUUCUCUUUCAAUAUUCUCUGUUUUGGUCCUGUGUGUUUGCUGCUCUGGGAGCCAAGGGAAGUUGGGCUUGGGCAGUAAAAAACAAAACUGAAGUGUCCUUUUUGUUGAGUGCAGGAGCACUUGAACAGAAGCUGAGACAAGGUCAAGAAGGUCUUUCUUGUAAAGGGGAUUCACUGCCCUUGCACCAGUGUGCUGGCACACUGCUCCACAGUCCUUAACCAGAGCUAAAGUCAGGGAAUCAUUGGUGAAACCCUCUCACUCAUCCUGGCUGAAAUCUCUACAAGUCCAGGCUGGACAACAUGCUGCUUUACACUGAGGAUGAGUAGAGGGCUUGGAAUGUAAAGGACCAUACUACUUGUUCUGUUUUUUCUACCUUUUAAAAUAAAUCUCUUUUUUUGCCUA
Molecule: messenger RNA, 4045 nt
Organism: Melospiza melodia melodia
Lineage: Eukaryota; Metazoa; Chordata; Aves; Passeriformes; Passerellidae
Product: myosin-IIIb-like
Exons: 30
Coding region: 1-3225 (1074 amino acids)
Biological process (GO): peptidyl-serine phosphorylation; regulation of actin filament length
Cellular component (GO): myosin complex
Molecular function (GO): protein binding; microfilament motor activity; protein serine/threonine kinase activity
Source: RefSeq, a predicted model, not a curated record